AUUGCUGCUGAAUUAACCGCCAAUUUACACACAUAUAUAAAGGAAACUUCAUAAAAUUUCUUCACAAACGGAAAACCCUGCAACUCACGCAGCGACGGCGAUGGUGGUAGGGUUUUUCGAUCUUGUUCGGAGCACUUCGUCUAUGGUUUUGGCAGCCGCCUCCAGUAUAGGAUUUUCACCGGAUUGCGGUGAUGGAGAGACGGAGGCGGAAGUUGGCGCAGGCGCAAAUGCUUUCGAUUGCUCCUGCUCUUCAAAUUGUCGAUGUCCUCACAAUGAGUGCGGGAAAAAGUGUGCUAGUACAGAAUUGCCAUCUGCAUUGACAGGAAGGGAGGUUUCACAACUUUCUGGAGCUCGAAGUUCAGAGAUUAACAAGCAGUCAAACGAGAUCUUGUUCCCAUAUGAGGAAUUCAUACAACUUUUCAAUUGGGAGAAACCAGGUUAUCCUCCUUGUGGACUAAUAAAUGGCGGAAACAGCUGCUUUGCUAAUGUGGUUCUUCAGUGUCUUACAUACACUCGUCCACUUGCUGCCUACUUUUUGGAGAAAGGACACAAGCUAAAAUGUCGGAUGGAUAAAUGGUGCUUCCUCUGUGAUCUUCAAACUCAUGUGGAAAGUGCUAGCUGGUGUCAUACCGCAUUCAUUCCCAUACAUAUUCUUUCAAGAUUGAAUAGUAUUGGUGGUAAUCUUGAGCGUGGACAGCAGGAGGAUGCCCAUGAGUUCAUGAGGUUUGCAAUUGAUAAAAUGCAAUCUGUUUUCCUCGAUGAAUUUGGGGGAGAAAAGACUGCUCAUCCCAGAUAUCAUGAGACUAGCUUUGUUCAACAUAUAUUCGGAGGUUGCCUUCGGUCUCAGGUUAUAUGCAACAAGUGCAAUAAAAUAUCCAACCGAUUUGAUCACAUGAUGGAUUUAACUGUUGAAGUUCAUUGGGGUGCUGAGUCUUUGGAGGACUGUUUGGAUCAAUUCACUGCCAAAGAGUGGCUACAUGGAGAUAAUAUGUACAAAUGUGAUAGUUGCAAUGCUUAUGUCAAGGCACGGAAGUACCUAUCUAUUCGGCAGGCACCCAACAUUCUUACAAUUGCCUUGAAAAGAUUUCAGAAACUUAACAAGAGGGUUACCUUCCCAGAGAAGCUGGAUCUUCGUUCUUACAUGAAUGAAUCGGAAGAUGGGAAUGAUAUUUACAAGCUAUAUGCUGUAAUUGUCCAUGUAGAAAUACACCAUACAUUUGGCCAUUACAUCUGCUAUGUUAAGGAUUUUGGUGGGUAUUGGUACAAGAUUGAUGAUGAUAAGGUUUCUUCCGUGAGCUUGGAUGAGGUGCUUUCGCAGGAAGCCUAUAUGCUCUUAUACAGCAGGAUUUGCGCUCGCCCGUCAUGUUUGCUUCCUGCUGGUUCACUUACCGGAGUGAACAAAAUUUUGAAAAUACAAGCAGUUGAUUCGUCAACGACACAGCCCGUCAAUUCUGAAUCUGAGGCUGAUAGCAUGGUGGAAAUUUUAUUAGUGGAAAGUGCAGAAAAUGCAAGAGAGGAUGUAAUGGCACCACCCUGUAAUGCUCGGUUGCCAACUCGAUUUCAUGAUAGUCAUGGUUUCUACAGUUCUCCGAAAGAAGAAGAUUUUCCUCUGAAACUGGACUUCUUUAGAUCCUCCACCGGUCGUGAUGUCAAGAGGUGCAAUACAAGUGAUACCACAAAAGAUCUUUCUCAAACACGGUGUCAAAAUCUCAGUGCUGCUAAGAACUGCGCGUUUGAGAAGCAUAGAAGACAUGCCAUCUCGUCGUUUACUACUAUUCACAUCCAAAAGGAGAAGUCUGCUAAUUGCACAUACAUGCGAGAGGCUUCAAAGUGCGAAGUAAAAAGUUCCGUGCCAACGUUGAAUCAAAUCUCUGCUUCUGGUUCUCUUGGCAGACAACGGUGGAAUAAAAUUGUUAAGCAAGAAAAUAAAGAACCAGACGUAUAUACAUUCAUUCCCCGCGAUGAUGAAACUAGAGAAGCAGCUGGGAUAUUAGUUGGUUUAAGUUCUGAGAAGAAGUUGAUAAAGCCACUCUCGGCUCUCGGUGGAAAACGACGAAAAGAUCUUUUCAAGGUAGGCGGCGCUGUAUCGAACGGGAAGAUGCCUAGGAUCCACCGGUUAUUGUCUGAGAACGGCAGAUGCUUCAAAUACGACUAAGUUCUCGAGGUUGUGAAUGGCAGAUUGCAUAACGCUUUCACUUAGUAAUAGCAGAUUUUGUAGAUAGUUUUUUAAUCUGGAUGCUGAGAACUCUACUAUAGUCUAUAUAUCAAGUAGUUUUUCCACAA
Salvia hispanica is the source of this 2283-nucleotide messenger RNA. Its product is annotated as ubiquitin carboxyl-terminal hydrolase 18-like. Gene Ontology annotation, molecular function: cysteine-type deubiquitinase activity. NCBI's taxonomy places the organism in Eukaryota, Viridiplantae, Streptophyta, Magnoliopsida, Lamiales, Lamiaceae. Gene Ontology annotation, cellular component: nucleus; cytosol. The record is from RefSeq and is a predicted model, not a curated record. Gene Ontology annotation, biological process: protein deubiquitination.